Molecule: messenger RNA, 2856 nt
Organism: Blumeria graminis f. sp. triticale
Lineage: Eukaryota; Fungi; Ascomycota; Leotiomycetes; Helotiales; Erysiphaceae
Source: the annotation of a GenBank genome assembly
AUGAUUCAAAAAAUGGCCAAUGCUUCAGGAGCUGACGCAAAGGAGACAUCACAAGGUCAAAGCAAUGUGAUUUCGCCUGUACGAACUCAUGACCAAGACACAAAGAUAAUGGAUGAAAGACACGAGAAUCAAAGCGAUGGUUGUCGCAAGACAAGAUCAAGUAAUGGGCUUAAAAAAGAAAGUAUGUGCAUUGAAAUUCUUAGCGAUGAUGAAGAGGCCCCCAAAAUUAAAAAGGAUGCGAGGAGAAAUGUUGUAGUAACAGCAGCCAAAAACGCGACUCGAAAGGCAAAGAGUGCCGAUAAAGGCUCUGCCAAUACUAUUGCUGAAACGAAAAAUGAUACUCUAAGAGUUGAGCCUUCCGACAAAAUUGUUAGUCGCAAAAAGCAAGCAUCUGUCGAGAUCAAAUCUGAUGAUCAAGAUUUUAACACGAGUGUGAAAUCUGUAAAACCCGUAAAACAGAAAUCUCAAAUACAAAAAAACUCAAAGGCCCUAAAAAACGAAGAAACUGAAACCUCGUCGGUUCAGGCUAUCCUAGAUAGUAUAUCAACAAUCCGUGCACCAUCACCCCCACCAAAAGAUCCCGAUGCUAAGUGGAAUUGGAAGAAUGCACAAGCAGAAGGGAACAAUGGACCGGUUCUUGCAGAUGGUACAAAAAAAAUACCCGAGGGUCAAGAAAACUGUUUAGCCGGUCUCACGUUUGUCUUUACUGGCAUGCUAGAUACGCUAGCCCGGGAAGAUGCUCAGGAACUCAUAAAGCGUUAUGGAGGAAAAGUCACAGGUGCCCCCAGUCGCAGAACAAGUUUCGUGGUUCUAGGAGACGAAGCUGGCCCUAGCAAGCUAAAAAAAAUUAAAGAGCUCUCUUUAAAAUCUAUAAAUGAAGAUGGGUUAUUUGAACUUAUACGUGCGAUGCCUAGUAAUGGGGGCGAUAGCAAAGCUGCCGAAAAAAACCUAGCUAAGAAGAAAGCAGAGAUGGAGAAAAUUGAAAUUGAAUCUAAAAAAAUGGAACAGCAAGAAAAAAAAAUGAUUCAAGAAGCCGAGGCAGCAGCAAAAGUACCUGGCACCAUUCUAUCAAACCAAAAGCAGGUAUUACCAUUAUCACAACUAUGGACUAGCAAGUAUGCCCCUACUUCCAUGAACCAAAUUUGUGGAAAUAAAGGAGCUGUGGAAAAGAUACAAAACUGGCUGAAAGGGUGGCAGCUAGCGCAUAAGUAUAACUUCCAGAAGAGAGGUCCUGAUGGUCUUGGAGGCUACCGUACUAUUAUGAUUCAUGGACCACCAGGAAUCGGCAAAACAACAGCUGCUCACCUGGCAGCUAAGCUUGCUGGGUACGAUGUCAUUGAGGGUAAUGCUAGUGACACCCGAAGCAAAAAAUUAGUAGAAUCUGGACUCAGCGAGGUCAUGAACAAUAAAUCUCUCUUCGGUUACUUUUCAGGCCAUGGAAAGCCAAUCAGUGACGACAAGAAAAACAUACUUUUAAUUAUGGAUGAAGUUGACGGUAUGUCAGCUGGUGACCGAGGUGGUGUAGGCGCCUUAGCCCAAGUUUGUAGGAAGACAAAUGUGCCUAUGAUUUUGAUCUGCAAUGAACGAAAGCAACCUAAAAUGAAGCCUUUUGAUAUAAUCACUUGUGAUAUCCCCUUCCGAAGACCUACAGUCGAGCAGGUUCGGUCACGAGUCGCAACUAUUUGUCAUAGAGAGGGUCUUAAGAUGGCACCAAAUGUUAUGGAUGCUCUUAUUGAGGGUAGCAACAAAGACAUCAGACAGAUUAUCAACAUGAUUUCUGCAGCCAAAUUAGAUCAGAGUGCUAUGGACUAUGAUCAGAGCAAAGUAAUGUCCAAAGCCUGGGAGAAACACGUUGUCUUGAAGCCCUGGGAUAUUUGUCAUAAGUUACUCGGUGGUGGUCUUUUUACUCCAAACAGUAAGGCUACUCUGAAUGAUAAAAUUGAGCUUUACUUCAACGAUCACGAGUUCAGUUAUUUGAUGGUCCAAGAGAAUUAUCUCAGCACAAAACCUUUUCUAGUCAAUGAAUAUGUGGGGAAAAAAUCACAGCUAAAAGCUCUACAGCUUAUUGACGAUGCUGCCCAAAGUAUAAGCGAUGGCGAUUUGGUGGAUCGAAUGAUUCAUGGAUCUCAGCAACAGUGGAGUCUCAUGCCCACUCAUGCCGUAUUUAGUGCCAUAAGACCAGCCAGCUUUGUUUCGGGCGUCAUGACAGGGCGGACUUCGUUUACACAAUGGCUCGGUAAUAAUAGUAAAUAUCAAAAGCUUGCUCGCUACGUCAAAGAAAUACAGGCACAUAUGCGUCUCCGUACGGCCGGAACCCGGCAUGAGAUUCGCCAGCAGUAUCUCCCAGUUCUCUGGGCUGAGACUGUCAAGCGGCUUGAGAAUGAGGGCAAAGAAUGCGUCGGCGAAGUGAUCGACUUGAUGGAUAGCUAUUUCCUCACCAGAGACGAUUUUGACUAUAUCACAGAACUCGGCAUUGGACCUCAAGAUUUCGAGAAAGUUCAUAUAGACACUCAAACUAAAUCUACCUUUACGCGAAUCUACAACCAGAGAAAACAUCCACUCCCCUUUAUGAAAGCUAGUAACGUCGCCAUGCCAACCAGGAUCACUAAAGAAGCACCGGAUCUAGAAGAAGCAUUCGAGGAAGAAGACGACGGAGCUUUCGUAGCAGACCCUGUCGAAGAGGAGGCUGGAGUGGACCUCAAGAAAGACAAGUAUAUUAAGCAGCCAAAAAAGCCAGCAGCGAAGAAGCCUACAAAAAAACGCAAUCGGGAGGCGGAGGAGUCUGAGGAAGAUAAUCAUGCCAAGAAAAAGACGAAAGCAAAACCAAAGGCCUCAACUCGCAAAAAGGCGAGCUAA